AUGACGACGACCUUCAUCCCUCCUACCGGAUCCUUUACGUCGGACGUGGAAUCGGCGGAACGAGCGACGAUGACGUCUUGGUUGACGGAGGAGAGGGUCCUGAUGAUGAACAAUAUGAGCGCUACGCUGGCUGGAAUAUCCGGGCUGUUCUGUUUGGUGGUGUUGGGCAUCGUCGCGGUCCUCUACUCGAGACAAGAGACGCGAAAGGCAUUGGAUCGCCUGUCAUUCAGAUUGCUGGUGUACGCAUUGGUUGCGGACAUCAGUUACAUUAUCUGUGUCAAAGUUUCGGGCGGGUUCUGGUGCGUUGCUGGCCCAUGGUUGAUCCAGUUCUGGCUCGGUGUCGCAAACUGGUUCAUCCUGUGCAUAGCCCUCAACCUGCAGCUCGUCCUCGUCCAUUCGGUCGAUGGCCUAAUGCUCGAGAAAUGGUAUAUCAUCGUGCCAAUUGCACUCAACCUCGCAAUCAGCCUUCCACCAUUGAUCAAGGGCAAAUUCGGCUGGGAUCCAGUCAUUGGCGUAUGCUGGUUGACCGACCACAGCGUGCACAACCGGCUGGUGUGGCAGAUAGCAACACAGCUACUGUGGAUCGUGCUGGCGGAGGUUAUAACCAUGCUAUGUGCCGGCAUCACAAUUGCACAUCUAUAUAAACACAAGUUUACAUCCCUCAAAGUCAUCAAACGAGACUCUUCGCAUCAGAGCUCUCACCUAUCCAACAACUCCAACGGCAAAGGCAAUGCCGACUUCCACGCCAACCUGGCCCGCAGAACCGCAAAUAAUCUGACCACGCAACGGGGCUUCCGCAACGUCAUCGUGCGAAUCUCCCUCUACCCAAUCGUAAUGACAAUCGUCAAUAUGAUCAUCACGAUCGGGGACAUCCGGAUAUCGACGGCGGGAAUCCACACGAGCGAGGACUACUACCUAUACGCGGUAUACUACGGGCUGUACGGGGCGCGGGGGAUCUUCUACGCGAUCAUGGCCGUUCUCGACCCGAGUUUCAUGCGCGCAAUCCGGAUCUACCGCGGCGAAACCCUCGAUAGCAGCCACCACUCGCAGUCGUGCACCGACACGGGCGCAGGCAUCAGCGUGCACACCGAGACAAGGUUCGAGGAGGAGUUCGCCUCGCCGUCGCGCGGCGGCAUCGAUGUGGAAAUGCAGCCUGUGGGACUCAGGACUAAUGUUGUCGGUGGCAGCGGCGCCAAUAACAUUAAUAUUAACAAUAAUAACAACAACAGCGACGACGCGAGACAUACCCAUUGGGGAGCUGAGAGCGAUGUCUCCGUCGACUCGAGGAUCAAGGAGUCCCCUGACGAGGAGGAUACAAGCUCGAUUGCGGACCUGACAAAUGAGGCGCAGGGCGAUAGGAUACAGGAGAUCCGCGGGCAGCAGAAGGAGCGCGCGAGGAUGAGACAUGAGGCCGAGAGAGAGUUUAAACGGCAGAUUUAG
Tricharina praecox is the source of this 1440-nucleotide messenger RNA. RefSeq lists its product as uncharacterized. Gene Ontology annotation, biological process: adenylate cyclase-activating G protein-coupled receptor signaling pathway. The record is from RefSeq and is a predicted model, not a curated record. NCBI's taxonomy places the organism in Eukaryota, Fungi, Ascomycota, Pezizomycetes, Pezizales, Pyronemataceae. Gene Ontology annotation, molecular function: G protein-coupled receptor activity. Gene Ontology annotation, cellular component: plasma membrane. The transcript is spliced from 8 exons. The coding region runs from base 1 to 1440 and encodes 479 amino acids.